UCAGCCGUGACGCUUCUCCUCCCUAUCGCCUUGAGGAAGUCGCCGGGUCCUACCGUUUGCAGCCGUGCAGUGUGUCCUUGUAGGACAGACGAGAGCAAUGGCAGGGGCUCUCCCCUGGGGAUUAGGCAGGAGCCUUUGGGGCUGGGUGCCCUUAGCCUGCAGGAGCUUUUCUCUGGGCGUUCCAGGAUUGUCCCGUGUAAGACUCACCCUCCCACCCCCUAAAGUCGUCGAUCGUUGGAAUGAGAGGAGGGCCUUGUUCGGGGUGUCUGAUAACAUUGGGAUCCUGGGUGACUUUGAGAAACACCCCAAAGAACUGAUCAAGGGCCCCAAAUGGCUUCGAGGUUGGAAGCGGAAUGAAUUGCAACGUUGCAUCAGAAAGAGGAGCAUGGCUGGGAAUCCACUGUUCCUUGAUGAGCUGCACAAGCUUAACAGACGCGUUCGUUAUCUUUACAGACAUUUUAGUCGGCACGGAAAAUACCGCUAG
Echinops telfairi (small Madagascar hedgehog) is the source of this 484-nucleotide messenger RNA. Its product is annotated as 39S ribosomal protein L51, mitochondrial-like. Lineage: Eukaryota; Metazoa; Chordata; Mammalia; Afrosoricida; Tenrecidae. The record is from RefSeq and is a predicted model, not a curated record. Gene Ontology annotation, biological process: translation. The transcript has a single exon. The coding region runs from base 98 to 484 and encodes 128 amino acids. Gene Ontology annotation, cellular component: mitochondrial large ribosomal subunit. Gene Ontology annotation, molecular function: structural constituent of ribosome.